AUGACUGGAGCGGAAGUUGCGGGCUUGGCUUUGGUCGUCUUACCUUUGGUGGUCAAUCAGUUGGACAACUACUUGGAGGGGUAUUCCAGCACGUUAAGCGCCCAGUAUGCCAUUUUCCUCAACACCCUUGAGAUCUUCCUACAGGAUGUCGUCGACGACCACGACGAUCGAUCAGAGCUAAUCAGCAAACCGGGUGGCCCUGGGUGGAAAGAUGCGCAAUUCCAGAGGAGGAUGGCUGAGAGGCUUGGUCGGGACUACAAUGUCUUCACAGGGACUCUGACGGGCCUCUGCGGCCUUCUAGAGGGGCUUUCCAACAAACUCGACCGGUAUACGCCUGACUACUCGAAGGCUGCGUCGAUCAAGUCAUUAGGCAAAAUAAAAUUCCGAAAGAUACUGUCCAAAGCGAUCUAUGAGGAUAUACUAAACAGGAUCGACAAAGCAAGUCAGAUUCUCAAAACCCUGAGCGAUCAGUCACAUCAACUGGCUCAAACCAGAUCAGGUCCAGCCCGGUGGAAAGGCGGCCUGAGACGCCAUCAAGAGACCCGGCGACAUGCACGAGCUUUACAUGAUCUUUUGGUGCAGGGCCAAGGCCUGAAAUUCCCAUGCAGAAACGAUCACACAGUCUGUUUCCGGCUGGAUACAACCGUCCAGGGGUCCAGACAUGCGGAUCAUCUGGGAAACAAAAGCCGUUUCCUCUUAAUGCUCUCUUCAGCGAAUAAAGGCCAGAGGCUGCAUACCUUCGACCAAUGGCAUGAGGUCGAAUUACAACCCGAGAGAAUCGAGCAAACUGUUUCAAUCAAUCUCAAGGGGACUUCAGCAUCGACUUCGGAGGGCAAAUGCAAAGUACAGUGUCCUACAAUGAGCUCCACCACCAUUUGCAUGGAAGGCAUGGACAAAGCAUUGAAAAGCCCUAGGCCAAUCAGUGAUUUUUGCUCUGUGCUUUGUACCGCUGGAACUGCCGAUUCCCACUCAGGUCAGGGGGGUUUUGGGUACAUAAAGGACCAGACCAGUGAUACACGCUUCACCCUGCGUCUCGGCUCAGAUGCCCUGAGCCGAAGGGAUCGGUUGUUCCUGGCUGCUGUCCUUGCAUGUGGCGUCCUACAGCUUCAAGGGAGCUGGCUGAAACCGGAGUGGGCAACUAAAGAUGUCUUCUUUGCUCCGAACCUGCAACAGAGGUAUACUAUGUUCGACCAUCCGUACAUAGUCUGGCAGGUUAUGGGCUCUUUACAUACACACGGUGACAAUGGUGUUUCAUCGCGUUCCAUGGAUUCAGGCACAUGUCGGAUUCAGAAUGAGAUUCUUCUUCCACUGGCUGUCGCCCUCAUUGAGUUGUCCCUGGGUAAGACCAUUUCGGCACUUUGUCGACCGGAGGACCAGGAUCCGAGUGAGUCUCAGCUGCGCUUCAAUACUGCAACACGGGUGUUGAGGAAUGUCUAUUAUGAAAGCGGAUCAAACUACGGGGACGUUGUAAAAGAGUGCCUUUAUUGGUCUCGCAACAAGGGAGAACGGUUUGAAGAUCCACAGUUUGACGAGUCGGUUUUGACCACCGUUGUUUUCCCUUUGCUUAAAGACCUCGAUUACUUUGACGGGAUUUCCAGAUGA
Messenger RNA from Aspergillus thermomutatus, 1602 nucleotides. RefSeq lists its product as uncharacterized. Lineage: Eukaryota; Fungi; Ascomycota; Eurotiomycetes; Eurotiales; Aspergillaceae. The record is from RefSeq and is a predicted model, not a curated record. The coding region runs from base 1 to 1602 and encodes 533 amino acids. The transcript is spliced from 4 exons.